Messenger RNA from Caretta caretta (loggerhead turtle), 7210 nucleotides. RefSeq lists its product as uncharacterized. Lineage: Eukaryota; Metazoa; Chordata; Testudines; Cheloniidae. Gene Ontology annotation, biological process: regulation of transcription by RNA polymerase II. The record is from RefSeq and is a predicted model, not a curated record. Gene Ontology annotation, molecular function: DNA-binding transcription factor activity, RNA polymerase II-specific; RNA polymerase II cis-regulatory region sequence-specific DNA binding.
CCAGCCCUGCACACAAGCAACUCCCUUGGGACGUCUCGGGCAUCCCGGCCCCGGGCUCCGGGGACACGCAGCGACCCCCCCGGGGACGUCUCGGGCAUCCCGGCCCCGGGCUCCGGGGACACGCAGCGACCCCCCCGGGGACGUCUCGGGCAUCCCGGCCCCGGGCUCCGGGGACGCUCAAGCGCCUCGCGGGCCUCCGGCGCGUGAUGGGUUAAAACCGGCCCCGCAGCCGGGGCGGGGCCGGGCCGCGCUGUGGGAGCUUCCGGCCCCCACCGGAAGCCGCCGUCUCAAGCCGCUUCCGGGACCCCGGAGGCCCCCGGCCCUUCCCCCUGCGCGCAGCCCCCGCGGCCGGAGCGUGAGUGGAAUCGCUGACUCUGCUGUGCUCAUCCAAAUGGCAAAAUGGGAAGAUCUUUGGGUCCCAAGUUUCCAGGACUUCACGGAAAGGAAACUCUCAAAAGACACCCACCCAGCAGAUGAUGAGAUUGCAAGUGAGAGUGAAGAGGAUGACAGUCCUCAGCCGGAAGGGCCUGAGAAAGUGGAGCCUCAUGGGACAUUAUCAAGAAGAUCCAAAUCAAAUGUUUCCCAGAGUCAGCAGAGCUCAGAAAAGCAGCCGCAAAAGCCUGCAGGGAAGAGACGGGGUAAGUCUGCUCCCCAAGAGAGAGCUUUGGGAAAGCAGCAGAGAAUCCACAAAGGGGAGGUGCCAAAUGCGUGUCUGGAGUGUGGGAAGGUCUUUGGCCGGAAAUCACAUCUCAUUAGACACCAGAGAACUCACCGGCGAGAGAAGCCGACUAUUUGUAAUGAGUGCGGGAAGAGCUUCAGUCGCAGCUCAACCCUCAUUGAGCACCAGAGAACCCACACGGGCGAGAAGCCCUACAAAUGCACGGAGUGUGGGAAGAGCUUCAGCCAGAGCUCCCACCUCAUCACGCACCAGAGGAUCCACACAGGCGAAAAGCCCUACCAGUGCACCAUAUGCGGGAAGCGCUUCCACCAGAACUCGCAUCUCCUGACCCACCAGAGAACCCACACGGGUGAGAAGCCCUACCAGUGUACCCAGUGCUGGGAGCGCUUCAGCCGCAGCUACACCCUGACCAGACAUCAGCGGAGCCACACGGGGGAGCGGCCCUAUCAGUGCCCUGACUGUGGCAAACGCUUCAGCCUCAACUCCACCCUCCUCAGCCACCAGAGAACGCACACGGGCGAGAAGCCCUACAAAUGCUCUAAGUGCGGUAAGAGCUUCACGCGGAGCUCCACACUCGUCCAGCACCAGAGAACGCACAUAGGGGACAAGAUCUAUACGUGCCCCUGCUGCAACAAGGUGGCCUGCUCUAGCCUGUUCUUCUGAGUCUGGCUGCGGGACCUGCUCCAGCUUGUCCUUCUGAGCCUGGGUGUCAGGCUCGUUCCAGCUUGUCCUUCUGAGCCCGGGCACUGGACCGCUCCAGCCUGCCAUAGGAUUCCUCUUUUCCUGUUUGUGGAUGUAUCCUAAAGAGCAGGGACUGCCAAGGCACUUUGAGAUGCUUUUCCUGUAGGAACCACAGCGAGCACAGCUCCUCAACAGGGGAAAGCUCACACUUUGUUCACCUUUUGUUUUAGUUCAGCGACUUUCCCUCUUGUGCGUGUGCAUGCUGGGGGAAUGUAAUACUUCCCUUACAUCUCCCUCCUGAUUUCAUAAUACUGUGCACUUCAAUGCAUUUAAGGAUCUUGGUUCUUCACACACACUAAUGAAGUAGGCCUCCCACAGGUUUGAGAGAUAGGGACAUUUUAAAAAUAAAGAAAGGGAGGUGAAGUGACAUCAGUGAGUCACCAGCAGAGCUGUCACGCUCCCCAGCCAGAAUUCCUCACUUAUCCCAUAUUGCUGUCAUGUUCCCCAGACCUGGUUCUCUGUGUGAGAAAGGAGAAAAGCGAGGGGAAAGCCCCUUUUCGUGGGGUUUGCAAGCUCUGCCAAAAUACAUUUCUGGGGCUGUUUUGCUAAUGAACCUCCCAGCCUUGAGGUUCUGUGGGUGUGAUGAAUGUCAGUCCGUAUGAUCUUCACACAGGGCAAGAGUUUCUCUUCCUUGGUGAAAGAGCACUCUUAUUUUGCCUUAGUGGGCUAAGGCCAGUGACUGGGGUGUGGAGGGCUCGAAGAAAAGCAGACCAGACCAAAGCAGAACAGCCUUCCAGAGUUAACACACCUGGAGUUUGUUCCCUGUUUCGUUGGUCGUGGGGAGGAAACCUUUUCCUUUUUGUACGUUGUACCUCUUCAUAUUGUUGAUAAAGAAACCUGAUAAUUAAGCUCAGGAGAGAUGCAGCUGUAUUCAGUUGUAUGAGCAUCUCUCUGUCUUGUUUGACCUAACGUGUUUCUGAUAGGAAUUGUUCAUUGUUUCUUUAAAGCCCAAAUGAAUUGUAUGGACCCGCAAUAUCAUAGAAAAGGCCUGGAAAAGUACCUGCUUCACUUCAGUUUGCAGCCUGCUGGAAUGAACUUCAGACCAAAGCUCUGAUUCCAUUUACAGCAAAGUCCUUGUGGAGCAAGUAAAUCCAACUCUUUCCUCUGAGGUCAGCUGAUCUGCAACUUCUUGAGUAUUGUCUUUGCUGCAGAGUUCGCUCUUACCAGGUGUUGCCCCUAACCUCACCUCCCACACAACCCUCUCACACAAGUUAACUGUGCCUUCUGUCCCAGCUAGCUGGCCUGGCUACAGCUGCAGGUUGGAGCCUGGGUACCACUUUCACUUGGGCUGGUAACCCGCCCAUUUGCAAUGAAGAUGCGGGUUAAAUCACUCGAGUGCUGAUAGUGGAAUUAUGGGAAGGCACUGGAAGACUGUGUGCCCUGAAGGACUGACAAGUUCUCCCACAAUUCACUAGGAAAAAAUCCGAGUGGCUGAUCUUACUGCAGCACAAAAAACCAUGGGCUAUAGCUCUAGAAGUCCUAGCAACACGUGGGGGAGCGAGGCACCAGUGAGGACACUGUAAUGUGGGUGUGGAUUUAUAGGGUGGUCACUCACGCCCGGCUGUUAAUGACCCAAGCUAACUCUGCAGUGAAGACAUACUCUAAGGAUUUUUUUGAGCUGUGUGUUAAACCAGUGGUUCUCAACUUUUCCAGGCUACUGUACCCCUGAAGCUGAGACCCGCGGCAUGGGGCUGAAGCCUGAGCCCUGCUGCCCAGGGCUGAAGCAUGUAACUUAGCUUCACAUGGCCCCAGGCAACUGCCCUGCUUGCCAUCUCCUAAUGCCAGCUCUGUACUUGCAACCCCCUUAAACCCAUCCCACGAUCCCCCUGGGGCUCAUAGCCCACAAGUUGAGAAACAUUGAUCUAGAUGAGUUGACGUACCCCCUGGAAGACCUCUGCGUACCCCCAGGGAUACACAUCUGGUUAAAAACCACUGUGUUAAACCAUCUACAUUUGAAAAUGCUCAGUCACCAGCAGGGAGACAGUUCUGAAGGCAAGAAAAGCUUGAGUCUCGACUCAACACUUCACUGCCACCAGGGAACCAUAAAUGAGCUGCAAACUGUCUCCCUCUUCCUGGCAAGAACUCCAGCAGUUUUCUGCACUCCCUGUGUGAUCUUUAGCUACCAGCUUAGGACUGGCUUAAAAUUAUACUUUAUCAUCUACAAAAACAUCAGCUUUGAGUGAGCUGCUAGAAAAUGAAAAUUAGGUGGUCCUGCAGUUAUCAGAAACACCUGGAAGGAAUUGAAAGAGAUGCUUGUACAGGAGCCAGGAUUAAAGUUCUAUAUAAGUUGAAGUCCUAUACAAAUCUUAAUAGGUGCCUCGCAAUUUGAUUUUGCAAUAGUGGGAAGAAAGCUGACAGUUUACAGUUUAUGCUUUCAGGUCACAGAGAUGCAGAAACUAGAUGCACAAAUACAAACAGAGCUGUUAGGGAUAUUGCUUAAGUGCUAGGAGAAAUUUUGACCAGAAAGCAGAGGCUGAAACAGACCCAGGUCUCUAUAGCAUAUUACCUGUUCUAUAAGAGUGCAAAGUAUGAUGAUAAAGCUACAGAUGUGAGAAAAAGCUGUGUCAUAGCAAUGAAGUGUUGCCAGCUGAUGCCCUAUCCAUACUUGCUACGUUAGAGAAAGAAGCUGAGGAAGAGAGACAUGGAGAUAUAAGCUUGGUGAUCCCUUUUCACAGCAAGUGAAAGGCCACAAAGAGUGAAAACAAUUAUGAAAGGAUGGCCAAAGGUAAUGCACAGCAGUCAGCAAGAGACUAUGGAGGUUACAGAUAUAAAUGUACAGCAGUGAAUGGCAUGAUUGUUCAUAGGCAUAAAACUAUUAUACUCCAGUGACUUUACCAGUGAAUGCUACAGGGAGGCUAUUUGGGAAUCAUAUGUAAAAGAAAUAAACCCAGAGGCUUCUCAAAUGUGAGUAAGCUAUUUGUUCUACUUGAGAUACAAUCUACAGACCCAUGAUUCCCUGUCUGAUACUACAGAGGCUAUCAAAUGGUCAGAGAUGGGCCAAAUCAAAACCCUGCAUUGGAAUACCCUGAAGUUUUGCGGAGGUUCGAAUGUAUAUCUGAACUGCUUGAUUCAGGCCCAGCUAUGCCAGUGGACAUCAUGGAUUCUCAUGUGGCAAAGAACAAGUGAAGUUCAUUACUGAUUAUUGCUCUUUGCACCCUGAAAUGUGAACAUUUGAAAGUAUCUUUGUAAGACAUGGAAUUCCAGAUUAAAAACCCAGAUUUUUAAAGGUAUUUAGGCAGUGUUCCAUUCAGCAUUGCAAGGCCUAAGGCCCAGAUUUCUAAGGGGAGUUAGGGUGUCUAACUUCCACUGGGAGUUAAGCACCUAACUAUCUUUAAAAAUCUAGGUUUAAGUGAUUUAGAUGGCUAAAUCCCAUUUUCAAAAGUGACUUAGCAGCCUAAAUCAUUGAAAGACAUUGAUUUCAAUAGGAGUUAGGAUCUGGGUCUUAAGUGUUUGUCACUUUUGAGAGUGUGAAUUAGCCAUCUUAGUCACUUGGGGUAGAUUCACAAAGGGGACUUAUUUCAGAGGAACAGCCGUGUUAGUCUGUAUUCGCAAAAAGAAAAGGAGUACUUGUGGCACCUUAGAGACUAACCAAUUUAUUUGAGCAUGAGCUUUCGUGAGCUCAUGAAAGCUCAUGCUCAAAUAAAUUGGUUAGUCUCUAAGGUGCCACAAGUACUCCUUUUCUUUUUAAAGGGGACUUAGGUGUUUCAACACCUAUUUCCCCAGUGCCCUUCCACCCAGUGGAAUUCACAGCCCUAAGUUAUGCAUCCAGGCUCCCUAAGCAUUGUAUGGGGAGAGUUAGGUGCCUGAUAAAGGGAUUCUCAGAAGCCAGCAAGCUGAGCAGGGAGCCACCAUAGCCAGCCAGGAGUGAAAUGCACAGGAAAGGGCAGGGAUUAGGACCCAGCUCCACAAAGGUACUCCCAUUGAUCUGGGCCUUAAGGAUCUGACCGACAGGUGGGAGAGAUUCUCAGCUGUGGGGAGCUGCGGUGGAUGCUCCACCUGCCCUGGGUGUGGCUCUUACCAUCAGAGCCCUGGCAGAUACAAAAUUUGUGUCCCCAGCCGCACUGCUAUCUGCAGAAAUAGUCCACGGAUAUAAAGCGGAUACCCAUGGAUUUGCAGGGCUCUAGUUCUGGCACUUGCUUGGGAGGUGGGAGACCUGUUUUCAAACCCUUGCCUGAUUUGGAGCGGAGAUUUGAAUCAAGGUCUCUCAUCUCCCAAGUGAGCGCCCAUACCACCAGGCUAUUGGGUGUUCUGGGGUGGCUCUUUCUGGCUCUUCUGUUGAAUCUGUUCCAUUUGGUAUUAAAUAAAUAUUCCUGGGGCCAAAGGACACAAGAGAGAGGCUAAAUAGCCUGAUGAUUAGCACACUUGCCUAGGAUAUAGAAGCAGCAGGUUCAAGUCCCUGCUCUGGUAAAUAUACAAACUGGAGUCACUCCAACAGGAGAGGGCUCCAACCCAGAAUAGCUUGGUGGUUAGGGCAUUUUCCAGUAAGAUGGGAAACCUGGCUUUAAGUCCUUCCUCCAAAUCAGGCAGAGCAAGCAUUUAAAACUGGUAGAAACUAGGUGCUUAGUGGGGACUUAGGUUUAGGUAGCAACUGAGUGGUGAUUUUUUGAAUGUCUGAGAUGCCUAAAAUGUUGGAUUUAUGAGCCUAUAUCCCUUUGUGAAUAUAGUUCUACACUUUGCAACAGUGGGCAGAGCAAUAGCAAAAUACCUUUAAGAAUGUGGGCCAAAGUGUUCAGUGCUAUUAGAACAGAAUGUUCCCCCCACAGAAAUUAAGCAGCUUUCAGUUGGUGUAGAUUUUAAGCAUAUGAUUUCAACUUCUAACCGUUUUAGAUCAAAUGGGCUAAACAAGAGCUUAGUACAGAUGGUGAAGAAGUGGAUGAAGAAGCUACAAAUCCUUUGAAUCAGCUCCAUGCAUGCAUUAGUAGAUGAGGGAGAGUCACCAACUCAAUUGUUGAGAAGAGGGAUGAAAAUUAACCUUCCCAGCAAGAAAAAAGCUAAACAAGACUCAGAAUGAAGAGAGAAUAAGAUGAAUGAGAACCAGAAAAUUAAACAAAGUUACGUUGAUUUUUCAGAAGAACACACUCUUCCAUCAUUUUAGCUUUGGCGACAUAGUGCAUCCUUGUGCCUACACCACAAAGAGGUGAUUAGAAAAGCAGAGAGAGCUCCAAAAUCCUCGCAAGUGUAUAAUGUGUUGGCUGCCCUUUGAUUUAAUAAACACGCCCUGAGCUCACAGAUACAAAGUCUCCUGCAGAUGACCCCUUAGAACUUGUCAUUGUGGGACAGAAUAGAGAAAAAUGGAGAGGUUAAUUAAUCUGAAGAAGAUAAUACAUUAAGAAGCUCUUAAACCACUACGAAUUAAAAGUGUCAUAAGUCUUUACAGAAAAUUGUAUAAGGACGUAAACGCUUGCUGGAGGGUGAAGUGCAAGUUGCCUCUUCUGCUUGGAGAAGCAGAACAUACAAAGUAACUGAUUUCUGUGUAUGUGAUGUUGAAAUGUAUAUUGUAUACAUUGAGAGACAGGAAGGCAUUGUUUAAAAGAAGGACGAGAUAGUGAUAUAAAUACUAGACUUAAUAGAUGACUCUUAGAAUGUUAACAGGUAUAUGAGAAUUUGGAGAUGGUCCUGAAGAAUUAUUGAUCGAGGGCAAAAUUCUGCCCUGGAUUCUACACCAUCCAAUCCCCCUGAAGGCAGUGGGGCUUGUUAGGGCAGGAUGUGCCAUGUUGUUUUGAAGAAAACAAUUGACUUGAUGGUGCAGCUAUGAAUUCAAGCUGAACAAUAAACUAGUUAUUCUUCUCA